Messenger RNA from Mizuhopecten yessoensis (Yesso scallop), 961 nucleotides. RefSeq lists its product as uncharacterized. Bases 55 to 765 code for a protein of 236 amino acids. The record is from RefSeq and is a predicted model, not a curated record. Gene Ontology annotation, biological process: mitochondrial electron transport, NADH to ubiquinone. NCBI's taxonomy places the organism in Eukaryota, Metazoa, Mollusca, Bivalvia, Pectinida, Pectinidae. The transcript has 4 exons.
CAUUUACCUUGGUUUGAAGCUUAUGACCGACCACGAUUUUCAAGGACAACAAAAAUGGUUGAGGUAGGACCGCCUGUGCGGAAAGAAAAAAGGUUACCAUGGGUGCCACCUGCGUCUUCAAAGUUCGAUGAAUGGGUUUCUAGUAUUGUAAUUGAAAAGCCUGGAACGGGCUAUAAUUUGAAAAAAGGAGAAAAAACAUGGCAGUAUGAAAGGAGGAUUCAACAAGAAAGUAUCAAUGCCAAAAGUCAAUAUCCCCCAUUGAAUAUCGAACCAUUUAGAUAUGUUCGAGAAAGGUUAUAUGGUGAAGAUGGUAGGGGGAUGACACCAGAACAUCGUGAGAUGCGUGCUCGAUGGGUCAGAGAUCAGCAGUUAGCUCCAGAAGAACCAAUUUAUGUCCCACCUCCAAGGAACAUCUUCAGGAGAGUGUUCGGGAAGCCGUGGGAAGUUGUAUACAUGGCGAAAUACAAAAUACGCAACACGCUCAUGUUUUGGACGCCACCGAAGGUGGUACCACCACGUCAUGCGAAUAAGCUGAUCCCCUGGACUUGUUUCUUUUAUGGUUUGGGUUUGGUCGUCUAUUAUAGAUUAAAAUACAACCCCAAGAACUGGGAGAACCAUAGUAUAGGAUUUGAAUAUCAGCAUGUGCAGCCAGCAAAUUUUGAAGGUAUUGACAGGGUAAUGGAGCCCUAUGAAUACAUGGACCGUGGAUUCUCUGAAAGAAAAGCUCUAUUGGACUUGAAAACAAGUGGACCCAGAUUCAGCUAGAUCCUCUUUCUCUGCAGCCAUCUGCAGCGACAUGAAAAAGAAACAGUUGUUGACUUUUCAAGACACUUAAGCGGUACCUGACCUCGAGGCAGACUUAUCUGGAUAUUUUUUGAAUGUUCAUCCAGUGAUGUGUGGUUUAGAUUUUGUGCUGCCACUGUUGAUAUUUUGAAGAAAAUUAAAGACCUAACAAAAUUAA